GGGACUGCGAGCAUUUCCUCCCAGGCUGGCCCAGCGCGAUCCCGGGGAGGGCGGGGGCGGGCAGACGCAGCGCAGCGCUCGACCCUGCCGGCACCAUGCGGCCCCUGCUCUGCGCGCUGGCCGGGCUUGCCCUGCUCGGUGCUGCGGGAGCUUUAGCGGCUGUAGAGCCCUUCAGUCUGGCCCGAGGAGACUCAGCCGGGAGCGCAAGCUGUGACCAACACGUGGCUCUCCAGGGUCGUUUGAACAUCCUAGAGGAGACCGUGGAGAAGACCGUGGAACAUCUGGAGGUGGAAGUAAAAGGAUUGCUGGGCCUGCUGGAAGAGCUGGCCUGGAACCUGCCCCCAGGACCCCUCAGUCCGUCCCCCGACUUUCCUGGAGACGAUCUCUUCUAAGCCCAAAGACCUCUGGUGGAGCCAGUGCAGAAGACAUGCACCUGCCAGACAGCCCCAGACCCCAAGGAGCCAGAUCCUCCUCCCUCCUCAGCUACAUGUGAAAUAACAGCUACUCCUUCCAUCCUUGCCCUCAACUCCAACUUGUGUGUGCUGCCUGGGUCACCUCGGAACCACAGCUGCCUCCCCCAUCUACCACCAUGCCCUGGGCUCAGCCCUGGGAGACCCCGCCCAUCCGUGUUUCCACCCUCCUGACCCACGGGGCAGGGGCUGCUGCACACAGGUCAGGUGCCGCCCAGCUCCGGGCCCUGGAGUGGCCUGGCAGUGCUCACUGUGCAGCUGCAUCUCCUGGCUGCUGGCCAGCAGCGGGGGCUCCUGGGGCCCACCAGGCCCGCUGGAAUCACACCUCUGUGCAUUGUGCUGAGAUGUGCCGAAAUCCUCAGGCCCAGAAUAUGGCUGUUGAGGUCAAAUUCAACAUUUUUUAGCCACUUGAAACAAACAUUCAGUGGUUUCCAGUACAUUCGCAAUGCUGUGUAGUCCUCACCACUUGUUCCAGAACACUUUUGCCCCGGGAUAUGGUCACUUGUCACUCUCAUUCCCAGCAGCUCCUUGGAAAGCAUGAAUCUGUCUCUGCUAUUCCAGACAUUCAAUAUACAUGAACAUGGCUUCUUGCA
Molecule: messenger RNA, 1063 nt
Organism: Ochotona princeps (American pika)
Lineage: Eukaryota; Metazoa; Chordata; Mammalia; Lagomorpha; Ochotonidae
Gene: PLAC9
Product: placenta associated 9
Exons: 4
Coding region: 96-392 (98 amino acids)
Source: RefSeq, a predicted model, not a curated record